Bactrocera tryoni is the source of this 1884-nucleotide messenger RNA. It is a transcript of the gene TfIIFalpha, whose product is annotated as general transcription factor IIF subunit 1. The coding region runs from base 89 to 1735 and encodes 548 amino acids. The transcript is spliced from 5 exons. Gene Ontology annotation, molecular function: DNA binding; TFIIF-class transcription factor complex binding; RNA polymerase II general transcription initiation factor activity. Gene Ontology annotation, cellular component: transcription factor TFIIF complex; nucleus. The record is from RefSeq and is a predicted model, not a curated record. NCBI's taxonomy places the organism in Eukaryota, Metazoa, Arthropoda, Insecta, Diptera, Tephritidae. Gene Ontology annotation, biological process: transcription initiation at RNA polymerase II promoter; positive regulation of transcription elongation by RNA polymerase II.
UGCUUCAUCGUGCUGCACAAAUCAUCUGCAUUUCGAAAUAUUUUGCAAUAAAAGCCACAAAUUUUCGUUUUAUUUAGCCAUUUUAACUAUGGCGUCUAUUGCUAAACCUGGAUCAAGCGGCUCCAAUGCCAGCAGUACAACAGCAUCCACGUCGACACCUGCCCCUCCAAGUAACAUACAGGAAUUCAAUAUUCGUGUGCCUAAAAAUUUGCGAAAGAAGCAUCAUGUUAUGCGUUUUAAUGCCACAUUGAACGUCGACUUUGCGCAAUGGCGGGGCGUUAAAAUGGAACGUGAAAAUAAUAUGAAGGAAUUUCGUGGUAUGGAGGAAGAUACUCCAAAAUUUGGAGCAGGAUCCGAAUAUAAUCGCGAUCUUCGCGAAGAAGUACGAAGAAAAAAAUUCGGAAUAAUUGCCAAAAAAUAUAGACCCGAAGCGCAACCUUGGAUUUUAAAAGUCGGUGGCAAAAGUGGUAAAAAAUUUAAAGGAAUUCGUGAGGGUGGUGUCAGUGAAAAUGCAGCAUUCUAUGUGUUCACUCAUGCUCCAGAUGGUGCAAUAGAAGCAUAUCCAUUGAAUGAAUGGUAUAAUUUUCAACCGAUACAGCGUUAUAAAUCUCUAUCCGCUGAAGAAGCAGAACAGGAAUUUGGACGAAGAAAGAAAGUUAUGAAUUAUUUUUCGCUUAUGUUGCGUAAGCGUUUGAAGGGCGACGAGGAAGAAGAACAGGAUCCAGAGGAAGUGAAAAUUAAAGGAGCAGCCAAGAAACCGAAAGAAUUGAAGAUCAGUGAAAUGGAUGAAUGGAUUGAUUCUGAUGAAGAGUCUGACUCGGAUGAAGAUGAAGAGAAGAAGAAGAAAGAAGAAGAUAGCGAUGAGGACGGUGGCAAGAAAAAGGGGAAAAAAGGUCUGCAGAAGAAGCCAAAGAAAAAACGUGACGUAGAUGACGAAGCCUUUGAGGAAUCAGAUGAUGGUGAUGAGGAAGGACGAGAAAUGGACUAUGAUACGGAGUCUAGCGAAGAUGAGCCAGAUCCAGAGUCUAAAUUGGACAAGGAUAUGAAAUCGGUAGCUGAGGAGGAUGCCCUACGCAAAUUGCUGACAUCGGAUGAAGAAGACGAAGAAGAGGAGAAGAAAUCGGAUGAAUCUGAUAAGGAAAAGGAUAAAACUAAAGAAGAAGGAAGUAGCAAAGAAAAAAAGAAAACAAAGAAAGUCUCGAAAGACGAAAAGAAAGAAUCAUCCAGUGAUUUUAGUUCAGAUAGUAGCGACUCUGAAGAUGAAAGUAACAGUAGCAAGAAAAAGGCAAAGGAGACGCCAAAUAUCAAGAAUACAGUUAACAAUAAUUCACGUUCUGCAACACCAACUGGAACAUCGCCUAAUAGCGCAACUAAACGGAAAGUCAACAAUAGCAUGCCUAGUGAUCUUACAGCUUCGGAGAACAGCAACAGCCCUGUAAGCACACCUGCGAAGCGUACGAAAACAGAUACUACACCCAUAGUGCCAUCAACAUUCGCCGGUGUAGUAAAUGCUAACAAUAAAGAUGAUUACGGUAUAACUGAAGAAGCUGUUCGUCGUUAUUUAAUGCGCAAACCCAUGACACCGACAGAGCUCUUGACGAAGUUUAAAAAUAAAAAGACUGGUGUCUCCAGCGAUCGUCUUGUCGAAACAAUGACCCAAAUCCUAAAGAAGAUCAAUCCUGUUAAACAAACUAUUCAAAACAAGAUGUACUUGAGCAUCAAGCCAACAAAGUGAUUGAAGUGUGCAACGAUCGUGGUUUGAUAAAGCAUGCCGUAAAAUUGUAUAGUUAAGAAUGUGCAACAUAUUAGCUGUUAAACUAUUUAGUUGUUUUAUGCUGUGUUAAUCAGUAAACAAUGCUAAAUAAAAUAGUUUUUUUAAGAAAA